AUGGGAAAACAACCCGAUCUUCGACAAUUUAUAUUCAAGAAAAUGAAAUCUCAAGAUAAUUCAUGUUCUUCAACGCCACCGGUAGAUAGUGGUACUCCAUCAUCUAAUGCUAGUGCAUCUCCAUCUUAUGAUUCUCCUCAAAUUAACGAAAAUGAUAUGAAUUUGGGUGGUUCAAAUACGGGUAAUGUGCCAUUAGAGAAUCAAGAGUUGGCUUAUGAUGUUGAACUUCUUCCUCAUGACCCGGGAAAAAGAAUAAACAUAAUGGAUUAUCCUUCAAAUCAACGUAAUGCGAUUAGGAGGGCAUAUAUCCUUAAAAAACCUUGUCAACCAAAAACUCAUAACUUUCCUCAAAGAGAUCUUGGUGGGCCGCGUCCGUGUCGAUUUGUUGCUUCUUGGUUUGAUAAAUGGGACUGGCUUGAAUAUAAUAUCGAGAAAGAUGCGGCAUUUUGUUUUGUUUGUUACUUGUUUAAGAAUGAUAUUGAAGUUAAUGUGGGAGGAGAUGCAUUUGUAGAUGGAGGAUUUAGGUCACGGAAUAAAUCGGAAAGGUUUAAGACACAUGUUGGAGUUGUUUCAAAGGUCAUUUUUGAAAAUGCUCCCGGAAAUUGUCAAUUGACAUCUCCCAUGAUUCAAAAAGAUAUCAUAAAUUGUUGUGCCAAAGAAACAACUAAGCGGAUUAUAGAGGAAAUUGGUGAUGGUUACUUUGCUAUCUUGGCCGAUGGAUCUAGUGAUGUAUCCCAAAAGGAACAAUUAGCUCUUUAUUUGCGUUAUGUUGAAAAGAAAACGGGAAAGGUAGUAGAGCGAUUUCUUGGACUUGUUCAUGUUGGGGAUACCACCGCUUUGUCUCUUAGAAGUGCAAUUAUAUCGUUGCUUGUUGAUCAUUCAUUAAGUCCUUCUAAUAUUCGAGGACAAGGUUAUGAUGGGGCUAGUAACAUGAAAGGUGAGAUAAAUGGCCUCAAGACUUUGAUUAUGGAUGAUACUCCAAAUGCAUACUAUGUUCAUUGUUUUGCUCAUCAACUUCAAUUAACUCUUGUUGCCGUUUCUAAAAAGAAUAAUGAGUGUGGUUGGCUUUUUGAUACACUUGGAACUUUGUUGAAUGUGGUUGGAAAUUCUUGUAAAAGAAGAGAAAUGAUUCGAGACAUCCAAGCUCAAAAUGUUGCUCGAUCCUUAGAAAUGGGUGAACUUGAAAUGGGAUCGGGGUUAAAUAAGAACUUGCUUUGA
Messenger RNA from Beta vulgaris subsp. vulgaris (sugar beet), 1218 nucleotides. RefSeq lists its product as uncharacterized. The record is from RefSeq and is a predicted model, not a curated record. NCBI's taxonomy places the organism in Eukaryota, Viridiplantae, Streptophyta, Magnoliopsida, Caryophyllales, Amaranthaceae. Bases 1 to 1218 code for a protein of 405 amino acids. The transcript has 2 exons.